AUGUCCGAGCUGGCGAAAGGAUGCGAGCAUUUUCUCGAGUACCGACAGAACCACGGACUCCAGUCCUUCAAAAUCAUCUACAAGUACUUGGUCAAGCCCGGCCAGGAGGCUAGGAAGUUGAAGGCCAAGACCUGUGUGUGUCAUGUCUGCCACUGCUUCACCCCACGACUGCACACUUGCCUGAUGUGCGUCUACUUUGGUUGCAUGAAUCCGGACAACCACAUGCGAGUACACGUCAAAUCAGCAGGACACCCUCUUGCCGUGGAUCUGAACUACGGAACUGUGUUUUGCUUCAAAUGUCGCGACUACACGUACGAUGGUAGUCUCGACGAGAUAUGUAGGGAAACCGACCAGCAACUGGCUCACAAGAAAUACCACAUCAGCCGACAGCCAGUGGCCUACGUGGCCUGGGAACCCACCAAGUCAGAAAUGGAACUACUCAAACAGAACCCAAAGAGGAGGAGAGUGGAGCCCAACUCAACCGUGGGCUUGAGAGGACUCUACAACCUAGGAAACACUUGUUUCAUGAACUGCAUUGUCCAGGCUCUGGCCCACACCCCAAUUCUCAGGGACUAUUUCCUCUCUGACCGCCAUCGCUGCUUCCUCGACACCAUGCAGCAGAGAUGUGUAGUGUGUGAAAUGGGGAACAUCUUUCAGGAGUUCUAUUCAGGGGUCUCUUGCCCAUACAUCCCGUUCAAGUUGCUCCAUCUGGUCUGGACCCACGCCCGCCACUUGGCUGGCUACGAGCAGCAGGACGCGCACGAGUUCUUCAUCGCGGUCCUCGACGUCCUCCACCACCACUCUGGUGGGCAGACUCCGACGGUGACCCAACCUGGCCACUGCAGCUGCAUCGUGGACCAGACAUACAACGGACGACUUCAGUCUGACGUGCAGUGUCAGACCUGCAAGAGUGUGUCCACCACAGUCGAUCCUUUCAGAGACAUCUCUCUGGACCUAGCUCCCAGUAUGGUCACCAAUAGGACCAGCACUCCUGUUGAGACCAACGACAUUCAGAGUGACCGGACGUCUCCAGCAUCGUCCACCAACUCUGGGGAGACUCUUCUCUCUGCUGUUCCAGCCACCCUCUACGAGUGCCUAGACAGGUUUACUCGUCCGGAGAGCCUUGGCAGUGAGAGCAAAAUCAAGUGCAACAAGUGUCGUAGCUAUCAGGAAUCGACAAAGAAACUCUCAGUCAAGAAACUACCAAUAGUCACUUGCUUUCACCUAAAGAGGUUUGAGCACUCCUUGAGGUCUAGGAAGAUUGCCAAGUACAUACAGUUUGACCUGGAGAUCGACCUCACCAGCUACAUGGCCAGAAUCUCCGAAAGCUCAGACAAUCGCUACUCUCUGUUUGCCGUGGUCAAUCACAGUGGCUCCCUAUUCAACGGCCAUUACACCUGCUUUAUAAGGCAGCAGCAGGAUCAGUGGUACAAGUGUGAUGAUGCGUGGAUAACAAAGGCAACAACAGAAGAAGUUCUCUCAAGUGAAGGAUACCUCUUGUUUUAUCACAAGAAGGUUUUGGAAUACAGCUGACGACGUUGUGCCAUGAACAUACGGUCUUCGUUUUUAAUCUCACCUGAUUAAUGUUAAUUUAUUAGUGUGGAUACAGCACCCUA
Molecule: messenger RNA, 1616 nt
Organism: Geodia barretti
Lineage: Eukaryota; Metazoa; Porifera; Demospongiae; Tetractinellida; Geodiidae
Source: the annotation of a GenBank genome assembly